AUGGGCCUGCCUCGUGCCGCCCCAGGAAGGCACCCGCUGGGCGAGGCCGCCGGCGCAGUCGGCGAGGCCAGACCGGCGGACGCGAUGCAGCAGCGCGCGGCCCGGGCCCUCGUCCUCCGCUUCGCCGACAAGCGCAAGCACCUGCUGCAGCGAGUCCUGCCGCGCUGGGUCCGUGUCCUGCGUACCGUCGGAGGGAGCACCUGGACCUGGAGGCUCUCUGAGCGCCUCGGCCCCGACUUCGGGCCGCGCCACCAGGAGCGCGUCCUGCGGCGCUGGUCGGCCCGCACGCUCCUCAUCCACGUGGCGAACAUCGAGAAGUUCCUCGACUGGGCUUCAGAGGAGCGCCCCGGGGGCGACCACGGCAGCUUCCAGGACCAUGCGGCAACGGUCGAGCUCCUCGUGAGGUAUGUCAUGGACUUGCUGGACGGGGGAGCCGCCCCCACCAUGCCCGGAGCACGGCUGCAGUCGUUGCGAUUUCUCGAUCGCGCAGCCGGGCUAGCGCCGCCGCUCCCGGCUGGCGAGGUCUGCGUCCAGCACCUCGCGCUGGCCCGAGCACGCGAGGCGCCAGCGUUCGCCAGGCUGCCCACCAUCUACACAGCAGACCAAAUCCGCAGGCUCGAGCGGGCAGCCGCGACCUUGCGGAACCCGCUCGACAGGGUGGUUAUCCGCACAGAACUUCGGAAACUGUUCGCCGCGCUGCGGAACGACGCUGCGGUGUGGGACAAGUACGGAAAUUGGAAACAAGAAGGCACCGCGGACGGGGGCUGCCUCUACGGCACCGCACACAAGACCAAAGCAACCGAAGCCACGGCGACGCGCCUGCGAGGAGGCAUGCCGUGGAUCGCCCCCCUGCGAGGCAUUUUCCAGCCGCCCUCAGGCUGGGCUCACGGCUACUCCGCAGACCUCAAAGCACUUGGCCUCUCAGAGGAUGCGGAGUUCGCGGCCAAGGGCAUCGGCCUGCACUCUGCGAGGCGCACCAUCUUCACGUGGGCUGGCAGCAGUGGCAUCUUCACCGACCGCGAGCUCGAGGUGCUGGGGCAUCACCGCUCCGCUGGGGUCGGCAGAGUCGUUUGCGCUUGCAACGUCACGGUGAUGGCGGCGCCAGUCUCAAAGCUGCGGCAACUGCUCGAACACAUCGUGCAGGGCACCUUCCACCCAGACGCGCCAGCCGGAAUGCAGUGGCGUGAUGGCGCCCGUUUUGCCAGCCAGCCCGCGGCGCCAGCGCCCGCUGCCGCGCCGUCGCGCGCCGAACCCGUCCCACCGGCCAACGCGCCCGCGGCCGCGUCAGCCGUCGGCCAAGCCGGCACUGGCACCGCGCCUGCGCCGCAGCCCACCCCUGCCCGCAGCCAGGCGGCCGCGCAGCUUCCCGCGAGCGCAGCGCCCUCCGCGCAGGUGCGCAGCUUCCGGGAACGCGGCCCGCCAGGCAACGCAGCUGCCCACGGCGCCCGGCAACAAGAGGCGACUGGCGCCUUGGCAAUGGGUGCCGCCACGUCGCCGCCCGCAGCUGCCGCGCUGCUCCAGCGCAAGGAACGCCUCGUCGUCGAGACGCCGAACGGGCCCGUGACGAACCCGUGCGAUUUCGCGGUGAACCAGGCGAAGUGGUCCCUGCAGCCGCCGGGCCCCGCGUGCGUCAUCUGCAAGGUCUGCCGAAGCCGCGUCUCCCUGGAGCUGCCUGCGCCCGCGCCCGCCCCCCCCGCCGCGCCGCCACCGGGCAGCAUCAUGGCCGCGUUCGCCGAGUGGAUCGCGGAGCUGCCGCAGCAGGUCCGCGAGCACCUCGCCACGGCGGGGCUUGACAACGCUGCGCUGGUCGUGGAGGGCUAUCAGAGCAGCUCCGGCAUGCACGUGGACCAGUGCCUCUGGUCCAACGUGGGCAGGAACUGGUGCGGCUUCAAGCUCUUCGCCCUCUGGCCGUGGACGGAGAGGCACAGCAUCAUCGACGACGCCGGCAAGGGCACCGUCUUCCACCUGCCCCUCUCGGAGCGAGACGUGGGACUGCUUCGCCGGGCCGUGAAGGUGGCGCUGAUUCGCCCUGGAGACGUGUGGGUGUUCAGCGGCGGCCAGCCGCACACCGCCCUCUGCGUGGGCGACGGUCUCAGCAUCACCGCGUACGAGUCCCUGGUGCCGGCGCACCCGGACGCGGUCGCUGGCUGCCCGCAGCUGGGUGUGUGUGUGUGUGUGUGGCCGGACACUGUGUCGGCCUUGACAGCUGCGGGGCUUUCGGCCCGAGGCAUUGGUCUUCGGUGCUCCCCGAGGGGGGCGUGGACGGGGAGGCUUAGAGAGAACCUUUGGAGGGUUCUUGAGUUUCCAUGGGGUUCCGAGAUGACCAUGUUUUCGUCGCGCUUUCCGUUCCCGUUGGGAUUGUGUGGCGUUCGGAAGACUCCGUGUAAGAAUAGCGGGUUCCUGGCUUGUUGA
Messenger RNA from Prorocentrum cordatum, 2412 nucleotides. Lineage: Eukaryota; Dinophyceae; Prorocentrales; Prorocentraceae. The record is from the annotation of a GenBank genome assembly.